This is a messenger RNA of Megalopta genalis, 10946 nucleotides long. RefSeq names its product lysosomal-trafficking regulator mauve (gene mv). The record is from RefSeq and is a predicted model, not a curated record. Gene Ontology annotation, molecular function: protein binding. Lineage: Eukaryota; Metazoa; Arthropoda; Insecta; Hymenoptera; Halictidae.
AAGCUUGCAGGCUUCCCGCGAACGCUGGAAACUGAUCUGCUGCUGACUCGUGGGGAUGUUAUGUAAGCUGCGUGCAGUUGAUCGACAGAGACGCAUGCACUAAGCGAUCGCGUCGUGGUAACGCGAACUCGUUCGCGUUCCGCGUCCAAGAAGGAGGAGCCACGACGCCGUUGCCGUGUGGAUGCGAGAGCUGGUCGAAACCGAGGGGAUCCGACUCGGGGAGGAUCGGCUGGUCGUGUGUGAUCGGAUUACGUGCGCCACCGGUGCUCCCCGCAAUCUGUCUGAGGCCACCCUAUGCCCGUGGUUCACCUCCGACGAGCUGAUGAGCUAUGAAGAGGACACCAGACUGAGGACCGAGGACCGCGAGGAGGACGACGAUAAGGAGUACGAGGAACGUCUCGGCAUGUCUUCGGCUUCCGCCAACAGGCUACAAAUCUUCUGGGAUCACUUCAUCCACGCGGAACCGCAGAGUUACGAGAAAUCAUCCUGGCUGGACGUGUUCCUCUCGGAGCUGCUUGCUCAAGUUCGAGAAGGCCGUGACGUUAAAGAUGCCCUAUCAUUUUGUUCUGUCGGUGGCGGUGGAGUCUCUACCCUGAUUGCCUGCGAGCUGCUCUCGGACGUGCACGAGCUCUGCGCAAAGAGGGUUGACGGGAACGAGCUGGUCGGCCUGAAGAAGUACCUGUCGCAAGACCGUGGCUGGCGUUGCUUGGCGAUCCUGCACCUGCUAGGAGUGAGAGGUCUCUCCUGUGGACGAGAACUGGUGGCACUGCUGGUGGCUUUGUAUCCAGUCGCUCUUCAGGAAGAGAUCAGCAAGGACGCAAAGAAGGAUGAGAGCAAGGAUCCUGCGAAACCUUUAGGCGUUUGCGAGCCCAAUCCAUAUUUGAAGUUUCACAGCAACGACGACACCGUCGACACCGUAGUCAUAGUCCCGCACGCGAAGCGCAGGCCGAGCAAAUCCAGCCGGAACGGUGUCUGCCACGAGGGCAAUGCCGCGUCAAGGAGAAGAGCUAGUCGAAGACAGAGCGGUGCGGCCAAGGUGCCGGUCCACCAUAAGCAGAGAUCACUAUUCGGGACGUUCGAAACGCGGCGCAACACGCCGGAAACCGCGAGCAGCGAGUCCGAGCUGCUGACGGACGGCGUGGACCAGUCGCGCUCGCUCACCCUCAAGAUACGCCUGAACCCCAUGGACUUCGAGUAUUUCACCUCAGUCGUCAGGGAUGACGAGGACCAGAAGUGGCAGGCCGCUCUUUACGAGUUGCCGACCCGACCGGCUAAGAAGACGCCCCGGGAUUACAUCGAUGAGAGGAUCAAGGCCGUCUUGAACGCUAAAAUCAGCAACUUCGAGACCAGCCUGCUGAUCAUCCAGCUGCUGCAAGGCCUGAGGGACUACGACACCCCGGCGGAGCAGACUCCGGCUGUACAGGUGCUGAAGUUCGCUUUGGAUACCUUGUGGUCCCUUCAGUUUGGUAUAGACGGGACUGGCUUAUCCCGGACCGACUGUGCCACGCUGAAAGCAGCGGCUGCGAGGCUGAUGCUAACGGCGCUGGAACGCGUUUUGAGGGCCAAUGAGCCAACCACCACUGUCAUACACAAUGGACUAUUACCGAUGACUCUGAGGCUGCUGGAGGAUGCUUGCAGUAAGCCGGUGAACGUCUUCUCGCCGGAAGAGGGCUCGUUGCUGCAGGAGUUCAUCUUUGCCACUAUCUACGGGAUCGUGACCUUCCUCUAUUGUUUGCUGGACCAGCAUGGCGCCGCUGUGGAGAAGCUCUCGGACUUUCUCGAGUUGUUUCAAUUGUUCACGGAGAGCCAGGACGGCAAGCUCGUCGAGAGGACCAUCCUGGCGAUCGUCGUUCUGCCGAGCGUCGACGCAGUCAAGUCGAUAACACGUGCUAGAAAGGUGAUAGACAUGAUAGGCGCGCUGACCAGUGGUUUGAAGUCCGUGCGACGUGACAUUUCGCACGCAGAGAACUGCGGCCGGUCGAAACAUAAAUCUUGUGUCAUCAAUGUCACCAGUCAUCAUCACACCAACGUAUUCGGCAGCGCGUACGCGCAGCCGAUCGUCGGUGCUGUGAAUAAACAGGCCUGCUGCAUCUCUUCUCUCUUCAUGACUCUGACCAACCUCCUCAGAGAGUCCCAUCCUUUCGCGAGCGAGCUAGAGGUGCGGAUAAUCGAGGUAUGCGCCGCAGCAGGCACCUGUUGCUGUUUUCCGCCCAGGACGCUCAUGUCAAACGUCACAUCCCUGCUGAAGAGACGCGAUCCAGCGACCUACGCUCCAGCUGUCGCACUCCUCGAGCGCACCUUCUUUAAAGAAUUAGGUGCCUACUCCGAGUCCGACAUCUGUCCCACUUGCGACAGGCCAGCCACCAGAUCCUGGGACUUCCUGGAGCUCUACGGAGAUCUACUGACUCCCGAUGAGCCAAAGCUUUGUUACGUCGUGAUGGCUCAUCUUCUUAAGAUAGGGCCCAGCUCAAGAUUCCAAAUCAGGCGCGAGCUGCUGAAGUCCGUAUUCUAUCCGACUUUCCUUAAAGCCAAGUCCUGUUACGUAGCCGACAGGAGCAACGCGGCUGCCAAGUUCCUUGUCCAGUCCUGCCUCUCCGCCGUGUCUUGCCUGAUCGUCAAUACCCAAAUUUGCGAGUGGUUCACAGAAGCGAACGGAUUGGACGAAGUGUUGACGUUACUCUCAGACACGACCUUCACCAGGAGUGUGUACGCGCUGCUGGAAGUCGUGGUCAUAAUCGAGAUCUGGAAAUCGAGCUCCGCGGUCUCAAAUCCUGUGACAUUCGAGAGGUCCGCGCUAAAUUCUCUCCUCAGAUCUCUUAAGCAUGAAACUGAGGAACUGCUGCAAUCUCUAGAAGAUCUGGAUAGAGUCGAACACAGUCAAAACGGUCAGGAAACAGUCGUUGAACAGGGCGAAGCAGAGGCUUCCGUUAGCACGUUUCCAGAAGUACAGGAUCGUCCCGAGGUCGUUGCAACUUCCCCAGAACCGGACAACGAUGCGGACUCGUAUGGGAAAUUGAAUCUGUAUCUGUCGAGCGCCGUUUGGAGAGCCGUAGCCGGUGUUGCCCUCAGCAGCCCGAAGUUCCGGCAGGAGCUGUCCGUGCAUCCGUUAUCGGAGAAGUCCCUACGGUUGUUUAGAAUGUUGGCUGUGCGAAUUUGUACGGACAGUAUUAUGGAUACGAACAAAUCCGCGCACAGACUCUUCGAGGCUUUACUCACGUGCUGCCUAACGUCCCCGUUGUGUGGUUGCGACGUGGUCAUGGAGUUGAGAAGAGCACUGAUCGAGACGGGUGUUCAGUUGCGCCGCGGACUGGCUGUGAUCGUUGAGGCCUUGCUCAAAAUUUCGUUGUUAAAGCCUGCUCAAGAAGAAACUAUACCACAGUACACCCGGCACAGACUGCCGACCAUGACGAUGGAUGUGAUGCCGGAUUGCGCCGCAGACGACAGCAGUACGGGAGAAUAUAUAACCGCGGACGACGGGUAUGAAGCUGACAUCGAAGUACCCGGAGGGAGCCCUCGUGCCAACACAAUCAAAAGAGGCAACUCCCUGGGACCAAUGAUUGAGCCCAGAGGGAACGCAAACGCGCACCCUGCUCUGUGCUCUCUAGCGGUCGACCUGUUGAUCCAUUUCAGUGAACAAGGCUUGGACGGCGAUAGGGGGGCCAUCAUAACAGCAGGGUUGAGAAAAGUCGCAGCCACUUGCAGAGAAAGCGCCUCUAGUUGUGCUACCCUGGCAGGUUCUGGCGUGAUCACGAAAUUGUUGGCUGGUUUCCGGUACAUAUUCGCUAGCAGAGAUGCCAGAUACCAAGACUUGCGACACGCCGUGCUGGAGGUGUUCACUUUGUUGGCGUCACAGUCGAUUUCGCCAUCGGAACUGGUCGUCUAUCUUUCCCUGUUCAAAGUCGACACGCCUCCUCUUUUAUCGCUGCUCGAGUCGCUUUUUCACCUGGUGGUGGCCGCCCGACCGCAGCCGAACUUUAUUCUAUCCUUCCCCGUGCUGGCUGAAACAAAGGUGACGUUGAAAACCCAACCAGAGGAGCAUAAGAACCUGGAGAAGGCAGAAAACCUCGUGAGGAACUUCCAGAAAAGGCAUCUCGACUCUGGCGUCUGCAGUCCAUGGUCCGUCCACGCAUCCUGCUUGCCGAUUGGUCCUGAACUUGCUUGGCCCGUCUGGUUGCACGGCUGCUCGGUGUCCAUGUGGUUGAGGGUCGAAAGAGGAACGAUGGCGUCUGGAAAAGGGACGGUAAUCAGCACAUCGCCUUUACUGGACUCGGAUAACGAAAGCUUGUCCGACUGGGGCGUCCUGUCCGACAACUGGAGCCGCGAAGACCAAUCGAUGUCUGAUAUUUUCUCGGGUACGUCAGUCGUAGCAGGUUCGACAUCACCACCCACGCCGACGUCGAUCAUACAUUUGAUGUCGAUCGGGUUCGAAUCUCUGGUUCUCGAGACCUGGUUGGAUCUUCGAUCAGAUAACCUGAUCCUACGGUUAACACGACCGGACGAUAAGACAAAUCGAACGGUCUCCGAGACAUCCUUACCGGGUUUGUUUCCUUCCGGUCGAUGGCACCAUUUAGCAUUGAAUGUUAAGGAUACUGUUUUGAACAAACGUUGCGCGGCAAUGGACGUGACUCUUUGGGUAGACGGUUGGAAAGGGAUGAAUGCCCUGCUGCCAUUUGACGGUCUGUUGGUGAGAAAACCGGGAACUACGUGCGUCCUGUUGGGUCAGAUCGGCUCCAGCAAUAUCGGCGCCUGGUACCUCAGCAAUUUGAUGGUGUUCAGAUGUCCAGUGUUCACGAAAGAAAGAGCUUUGUACUUAGCGAACCUUGGGCCUAACUAUACUAACCUCGCCGAAUGUAUAUUAAACACCGAGAAGCCAGAUUUCGCGCCAUUGAUCGCGUCCGGAGCGUUGGAUGGAGUCCGAGAGAUUCGAUUCGAAGGCGGCAAGUUCGACGCGAACCGCAGGAAGUCUUAUGGUGGCACCUACUUGAGACACGCAGUGGAGACCAAGGUGUCCGACACGAAGAUCGACUGGGACGCGGUCAUGGACGCCACGAACUCUCACCUGGGUGAACUGCAGAACAACCUGUUGCUUAGCUACGAGGCUCAGAAUCCGAACAUCGUGCAUCUGUAUCCUCAAGCUAUUGCCAAUCCUGCGGCCGUGGUAAGAAAUCUAUUUCCGGGUCAACCAGGUUUCAGGGUUGUCUCCGCGCCGGAGCACAGGGUGUCGCAACAGCCGCCAUUGUCUGUGUCUCCAAUCCUCUCCGUACGGUUGGAAUGCCAACAGUACAGGGGACUGAUACCCGCGGCCAUCUUGGUAGGCGGUGUGCCUAUAUUCCUGUACCUGUUCGCCAGAGUCGUCGAGCUGAACUCCACCGAGGAAGAACAAGCGUUGGCUCUCUCGAUAGUUCUACACUUGAUACGGAACGAUUCCGAACUAUUAAAUCAGUACCGUGCAGAAGGCGGGACAUCAUUGAUUCUACGGGUUCUGGAAUCACCACGAUGCCAUGCGGGUAGUCAGAUGCUAAAAGCAAUGUUAGAUGCAGCUUGCGAUAGCUCGAUUUUGAUCAAAGAUAUUAGCAGUGGUAAUCACGUGCUCUCGCAGAGCUGUGAGGCUGUCAUCACCGAUCCUGAACUAAUUAAAGGUGUGCUUACUGCCUGGAGAACAUGGGCAAAAUAUGACGCCUUGAACUUGCUGCUGCAGGCAUUGCUCCUGUUGUUGAGGGACCAGCACUCGCAGCGUGAGUUCAACGCGUCGCAGUUGAACAGGGUCGAGAUCGUUGACACGAUCCUAACGCUGUGCAAGGAACAUUUUUUGUAUGAGGAAUUGGGCGCUGUAAUCGAUUCCACGACGGGAACAGCAGUCGUAGAGCUGAUCAGAGCUCUGAUGGGAGCACCACCGGAGUUUGCUCACCUGGUGGCCAUCACUGAUUUCUUGGUUCUUGUUCAUCAGGCCUCGGAAACAUACAUUACCCAUUCGAGACACAACAUAUACUUUUUGUUGCCAUCGCUCGGCCAGAAGGAGAUAGUCAAAGUGACGAAUGUAGCGACCACCAGUUCCUCAGAGGAGUCAGUUGGAACCUUGGAGAACAGUAAAUUGAACAAAGGCUUAACAAACGCGCAGAUCCAAAAAAACAAGAUCCCGAAGAGGAAGGAACGUCGUAACGGUCCGUCUCAAGAUACUAGCGCUGGGGAAGACUCCGGUAUCGCGGCUAGCGAUGGCUCCAAUCCCCUCAGCAACGAAAAACAGACGACGUGGACGGAUGAGAAGAAAGUUUGUCAAGGUUUGGUUUGCGAAGGUCUCCUGCUAUUACUUCGGGACGCGGUUCGAGUUCUACCUGACAGUCAAGUUGGCUCAGUGUUGAAACACGUUUUGAGAGCCGAGCUGCUGCUGGUGUUGGCCAACAACCCCGAUGCUAGAGUUCGCACGGCGCUGAUCAAGGUGGUGCAGAUCUACUUGCAACGUGCCAGCGACGAAGAAGUGAACAAGUUCAUCAAGCUGAAGUAUUUCAUGCACUUGGCUAAUCAGAUAGCAUUGUAUCCUGGCAGCGAGCCGCUGGUCGUGGCUUUAGAGAACCUAGUUUUAAUAGGACCAACAGUGGCAGCGAUGCCACCACUGAUGGCCAUCAUCGCCAAAGCGUCAGCCAAUGAGCCGAAUGUGGCCAGGCCAGCGGUGUCGUUCAUCACCGACGUAAUUGCAAAAAAGCCAAAUUCUCUAAGGAUGCUACUCGAACAAGGACUGAUCGAGUCGCUGGUGCAAGCGUUGGUUGGUAGUGCCCACAAGGGCGGUUCGACGUCCCUCUACCGCGAUAUCGUUGUACUGCUAGUAGCCGUCGCGUCGAAAUUGUUGGAGUCUCCGGGUAGUCAUCAGAUGCAAGCAAUCCUGGGUCUUCAUCUGAUCUUAAAUCACAUGGAAUUGAAAGAGAAAACGCAUUGUACGAAGACCAAGAGCUGCGUGUCUGUGGUGAGAGACGCGCAAGUCGCCCUCUUCGACGGCGAGCUAGACAUACUGUUGGCCAAAGUCUCGAAUCAGUCAGGCUUCCGACUGCGAAGCACGGCAUCGUAUCUGGCUUCGGCAUCGCACAUCGCUUUGGUGUUCACGACAUCCAGCGAACAAAGCGACCAUGGCUCCAGAUCGUCCAGCUUCACGAGUUUGCACCCACAAUCGACAAUGGCAACGAUACGAGAGCCGGGUAAGGGAGAGCUAUUGGACAGAUUUCGCAUCGUUUUGACUCGCGCAGUUGAAUUCAUAACGGCAGCAGACGAGUCACCGUCCGCUAACGAGCUUCAAUUAACAAAGAGACUGUUCUCGAUCCUCUUGCACGGCCUGUGCAAUCCUCUCGAGAAGAGGAACCACUGGAGUAGGGGUUGGUCGGCUCGACACGCGCUCAGAAACACGGCGAAGAUAAUGGUGUGGCUGCUUGCACCUCAUCAGAGCAACAACACAAGGAUAUUCGCUGUAAGAUCGCUGAUGGAGGAGCCAAAGACUCGUGACAUGCUAUCCUCACUGCUAGAGGUCCAUCCGCAAGUGGAGCAGAAGUUCACCGUGUUUUUCUGGGACCUGCUGCAAAGACGGGACGAGAUGCCCAGCGCAGACGCGAGAAUUUGCGCCGAAUUCAAGGAGGCCUUGAGCAUAUGGGACCUGGCAAAGGGCAUAGAGCAGGCCAGCCCGGGGAUAUGGAACGAGGAGCUAGCACUGCUUAGACGCGAGUUGAUGAGAGACCGGGAUAUUUGGAUCGAUAGCAAUCUGCCGGCGAUACAGAGAAUCGGCCACAGCUUCGACUUGGUCGGGAAGCUGUUGACAGAGAGUGCGAUGACCAUCACGCGGACGGUCGUCGAUGAACAAAACCAAGAACGGAAAGUAUUAAUGGAAAGACUGAAGCAUUCGAGGGCGAUGGAGGCACAAGCGGUCGCCAAGUGGAGAGACCUAGCAAGACGUUUAACACACGAGAGAGCCGCCUGGCAUUUCGAAAAAAGUUACCCGAGAAGCUGGGAGCUCGACCCUACUGAAGGACCAGCCAGAGUACGAAUUCGGCUGCAACGCUGCCAUCUGAACAUCGACAAGAGGUUCUUCAUGGCCGAUCACCAGGAUAAACUACAAGCAGCUGAGAUCGAAGCACCGUUGUCUUAUUUGUUCAUGACUGAUCGUCAAGACGCGAAUGCCUCGGCGUUAAUCGAGCGACUACACACCAGUGAGAGGAUACGCAAAAUGUCUCAGGCGAAAGUGGUUACACCUAGAGCUGAGAUGGCCGGUGAGGUCCUGAUCGGCGAGACUUGUCUCUACUUCGUACCUGACAACCCUGAUGUACCCUUGCACACCGACAUAGCUCUAGGAGGUCUCGAUUUGGCUAUGGUAGGCGGAACAGCCUGGCGUCUCGAAGACAUCCGAGAACUGCACCGGAGGAGGUACCAGUUGCAAGAGAGAGCCAUUGAGAUAUUCUUGAUCACCGGCAGAACUUAUCUACUGGCCUUCAACUCGUCGAAGCAACGGGACGAGUUUGCUAACGAACUGAACGCCUGCAAUCUGCCUAGGCGGGUACCCGGCGAUGACCUCAGCGAAGCCAUCACACUCUGGCGAAGCGGAGCGUUGACCAAUUGGGAGUAUAUCACUUGUCUGAACAAGCUGGCUGGUCGCUCUUACAACGACCUGAUGCAAUACCCAGUGUUCCCUUUCGUCCUGGCCGAUUACACCAACGAGAAGAUUGAUCUGAACAAGCCGAAGAUUUACCGGAACUUCAGCCGGCCUAUGGCUGUACAGGAUAAGAAGAACGAGCAGCAUUACAUCAACAACUACAACUAUCUGAAACAGGCAUUGUCAGAGGGGCUAAAUCUGAUCGCGUUAAAUCAAGAACCGUUUCAUUACGGGUCACAUUACAGCAAUUCUGGCACGGUGCUGCACUUUCUGGUAAGAUUGCCGCCAUUCACCAGCAUGUUCCUCUGCUAUCAAGAUGAUAACUUCGACAUCCCCGAUCGGACGUUUCAUGCACUGGCCACCACCUGGAGAUUGACCAGUUGCGACUCCACCACUGACGUCAAGGAAUUGAUACCCGAGUUCUUCUAUCUACCGGAGUUUCUUUUGAACUACGAGGGAUUCAAUUUUGGGGUCCGACAAAAUGGCAGUAGGGUAGGCGACGUUGAGCUGCCGAAGUGGUGCGGUGGAGACGCCAGGCUCUUCGUCCUUGCUCACAGGGCAGCAUUAGAGGCAGAUCUCGUCAGAGAGGUGUUACCCUAUUGGAUAGAUCUUGUCUUCGGUUUCAGGCAGACCGGCAAACCAGCAGUCGAGGCUAUAAAUGUAUUCCAUCCCGCGACUUAUUACGGAUUCAAUGUCGAGCAAAUAGCAGAUCCUUUAGAGCGUCGGGCGUGGGAGACCAUGGUGCGCACUUAUGGCCAAACGCCGGCGCAAUUGUUCACGACUGCUCACCUGCUGCCGCUCCAAAACAUUGGGAACACCAUUAUGCAUACGUCGUUGCCACAAGUUAUCGAGGGUGUGGAUGGUAUCAAAUGGGGAAACUACGUGGGCGCGCCCGGAAACGAACCGGUUCUCUGUUGGAAGCAUAAACAUAGGGCACCGCUAGCGAGUUUGGUUCCUUUAAUGACAGGGGACGUCUUCGGAUUGCCCAGUUACACCACCCUUCUGCUCGGUUACACGAAAGAGAAAAGCGCAAGCAUGUUGAGCGGGACAUCCGUCCUAGGAGCUGCCCUGGUGUCCUGGAGCGGCACGGAUGGUAUCGCAAGACUGAAAUGUAAAAAGGAACAACCACCGAGACCUUUGAUCAAGUCAUCAGGCCUCGACCCGAUCACUAUACUAGGAUCAGCGCCAGAUUGUGGGCAAUUAUGGGCAGGUCACCUGUCCGGCAGGGUAACGGUUCACACGUACACCGUCGUGCCAGGAAAAAUUGACUUCAGUUCCACGCCGCCAUGCGUCCUUUUGGCUCACAGGAGCAGAAUCACGACAAUAUCGCUUUCACGAGCGUUCAGUAUAUCGGUCACUGGUGACGCGAGUGGGGUCAUAGUUAUCUGGGACUUGAACAGUUUAACGUACGUAAGGUCAAUAUCUUCCGAGGAGAAUUAUCCUAUUCGUUUGUUGUCGAUCAGCGAGACCCUCGGUGAUAUUGCAGUCACUUACGAGACCAGCAAGACGGCGGAGAACGCGUCUUCGAGCCAGUCAGAAUUGAAAGUAUUCACCAUAAAUGCUAGACCGGUCGGUUCCGUUUUGUCUAGGAGAAAGAUCACAUCUCUUUGCUAUAGUAACGCUCCUGAAGGAGUGUCCGUGAACGUUAUCGCGACAGGAUUAGACAACGGUGUGAUAAGAUUGUGGAGCAGUUGGGACUUGAGAUUAGUUAGGGAAAUACUGAAUGGUAUCAAGGGCUGUGGAGCAGUGAUCGCAAUCGCAUGGGCGUUGGAUCAGCAUCAUUUGUACGCGGUCACGGAGGACUCGACCGUUUUGAUAUGGGAGGGGUCCAAACGUCUGAGCAACGGUACCCCGAAAUUCGUUAACUUAACGUCCCUCUAAUGUAAAUAAAAGAAACCAAAAUGCCUUUCGAAAUCAUCGACGAAACGAACGUAUUAUUUUAAAUAGAAAAGAACACGUUCAAGUUCGUAUUUUUAUAAUCGAUUUGCCGUCUCGUUUCUAGCCACAGAACAAAAGAAUUGCACGUUCCAAGUAUUAUUUUAUCGAAAUGUUCACUAAGAUGAUGCUUUUUUUUUGUUAUAUUUCUAGUAACGCAUUCAUAUCAUAUUUUUAUAUUUUAUUGUAUCAGAGCAUAUAAUUCACUUACUUAGGAGGUAUAUGUUUUGUUAUUGAUGUACUUGUAUACAGAACAAUGGUAAACCAAACAUAUACGUUUACAUCAAAUUGUUACACAUCCAUAGAUUUUUUAUGUUCAUAACAUUGCAACGUUUAUAUAUAUAAAGAUAUUAAGAACAUUUAUAAAAUAUGAAAUCAGAAUGAG